CCUCAGCAGUAGUUGAUUGGAAGGGAUGGAGCUGCGACGUUGGUGUUGUUUUCUCCGCCACAUAUUGAUAUGAACUGUCGAACCAGCCGUAACGACGUGAGCUGCUCGGAAGCUUCUGCAUGGGAAACCACCCUGAAUGGAAUACCACACCACCGAAAUAACACGAGUCAACCUAUUAAUUUCAUUGAGGAAAAGAAAAACAACAGCUGUCUACAUUUGCCAGCAAGGAAAGCGCGCGGGGAUGCUUUGCGCUGGUAGUGUGAAACGCGCGCGCUUAAUAAUAAGUAUUUAGACAAGUAGCUAAUCAACUAGUAAUUACAUAAGUGGUAUUUAAACCGCAAAUGUGGUUUGCUUGUCUGCUAGUCGGCUAAAAUUAGAACAACGCGCUCCCAACGAAGGACAAGGUAGUCUUUAUUCAGUAGGACAUUUUUCAUCAACGCACCUUGGAUUUUUGUCGUUAUCACAAAGCAAGUGUGGAGCCGAGGAAGAGGUCCAAACUAUUUAAGACAGACCUAAAUCGGAGAGAGAGAUGACCCUAGUUUUGUCCAUGAAUCCAUUCCUGGACCCAGAAGGAGACCCUCCGCUCUCCACAUACAAGCCUAUAUGGGAAUCGGAGCGUUGCACUAAGACCUGCCUGUCAAACCCAGCCCCACCAUGCAGCUCUAAAGAAAAAUUUACACAAGAAUUGCCUUGCAGGAAAGUUCCUGAUCAUGUUUCAGUGUCAAGGAUUGCAUACUUCAAGAGGAAGUUUGUUGAUGAUGAUGAUGAGCCUCCCUUCAGCUUCAGGACUUACUGCCAGACUGUUGCCCCAGUCUUGGAGGAGCGGGCCCAUGUGCUGCGUCUCUCCCUGGAGAAGUUGCGGUUCAUUGACGACCCUGAGGCCUUCCUCCGACGCUCCGUCCUCGUCAACAACCUCCUUCGGCGCCUGCGAACUGAGAUUUUGCUCCAAAGCACGGACUGGUGCUUCCCACCCACCCCAGCAUUUACCACUGGCCCCUGCGUCCCGGCACCCACCCCUAACGCUGCUCACCAAGCCCUCCGCGGAGCAGUACCCAACCGGAUCUGUUUAGCACCACAAGCUGGGGCGCCCUUCCGUAAGCGCUUUCGAGUGGUCCGUGGAGGACAGGGGGAUCUACGCCCUGACUGUGCCCAGACAUGCUGCUGCAUCUACGCAGCGGCCGCAGCUGCAGGACACUAUCUCCACCUCCCGUUCUCCAUGUACGAUGCAGCACUCUCGACCUGCCCGUCCACAUCACACCCGUCCUCUUUUUUUCAGCUAGCUAGCCAUAGUAAGUUAGGGCUGACAGUGGCCAUAGAAGAGCAUGAUGGGGAGGAUGAAGAUGUUGAAGAGGAGGAGGAUGAGAAUGAAGAGGAUGAAGAGAGGGAAUUGAACGAGGAGGAGGAGGAGGAAGAAGAAGAGGAUGAUCAAAGAGAAGCUGGGCCUUCCCUUGAUGUUGUCAAGGACAAGUCAAGACUGAAAUGUAGGACUAGAAACUUGCUGGGUCACGCACAUACAAGGACAGAGGAGGACAACUGCGUGACAGAUAGGUUAGAGGAGGAAGAGGGAGAGCAAGACGAGGAGGAAGAGGAGGAGGAGGAGGAGGAAGAAGAGAUGGGGGGGAUUGUGAGGCCAUGUCAGUGGGACUCUACUGCCACAGAAAGAGAGGUGCGGCGCCACAACGUCAGCCUGUGGCGCCGCAGAGCUCAUAGACAAUGAUUACGCUUGCUUAGAAAUUAUUACUAUACAUUAAUUACAGUACAUUCUCUCUUAGAAUAAAAGGUGAUGAUGACGACAACUGUCAUCAGUUGAAGAUUAUUUUCCUCAUAGCAGCAGAAGGUGUGAGCUACCUACACUAUAGUAAUGCCAAGUCAGCUUUAUUUUAAUGGUCUAAUAUACUCCAGCAUUGCGCACAGAGGAAUUCCAUUCAACUAUAUUGUCAGUGUUAUGGUGAAAUAAAAAAAUACACAGACAGUUCUUGGCCAGUGUUGGUACUGGGAAGUACCAAGAAGAACUACGUAGGCUAAGGUCACAUAUGGUGGGAUCCUAAAUCCCUAAGGUGAAGUGAAGGGUCUCGAAGACCAUUUUCCAGGCCCACAGCACAAAACUAAAAGGUCUCUAAUGGGGCUUUAUGUCGUUGCACCGGUCUUGUUUCAGGACCCUAAACAAACCUAUGAAAUGAAGGGUUGUAGAUUGGGGAGUGUGUAUGCUUCUGUGCGUGUGUUUGCAAGAUAUGAUGUAGCAUUUUUAAACUUGAUUUUAAGCCGUUCUUUUUUUAAACAUGGGUAACGCAUAAUUAUAUGUUCCUGUUGAUUUUGACACUGUCUCAGGCAAUGGUGAGUGACUGUGCUGCAGUGGUGGCACGGUGUCUACUCAAAUCAUUUUAAGAGACAACAAUCAUAAACAUUGGAAAUGUUAAAUCACAAGUUCAAGUGCCUUAGUGUUUUUUUUAGAUACAUGUAUAUUGUGUGUAAAUGUAAUUGUAAUUGUUCUUGUUACUAAGUAUCUUGCAUUCUAAGUGACUGCGUUUGACUAAAACAGGACAUAGGCAUGUCGUUAAAUGCUGGGAUUUCUUUUUUAGUGUAUGAAAGUUCAAAGCAAACUAAAUGUCCACACCCAUAAUGUAUUCUGUUUGUUUUACUUUAAGAUGCAUGUUUUCUAGCACUACUUGUCUUGACAAUGCACUUCAAGGACAGUUGCUAAAGCGUUGAAAAGCUAAUUGUGUUCAAAUCCUCCUUUACAUUAGUCAGAUUCAAUCUGAAAAUGCGAGGUAAUGGUUUGGUUGCUCUGUCCAUAGAUGAGGUUUUACCAAAAAAGCGAGUUGCCGUCUGUCUGCAGUCUGUCCCCUUCAUUACAGACCUACCCGUGUGGCAAACACAACACGACCGAUCAG
Etheostoma cragini (Arkansas darter) is the source of this 2891-nucleotide messenger RNA. It is a transcript of the gene sertad4, whose product is annotated as SERTA domain containing 4. Bases 530 to 1717 code for a protein of 395 amino acids. Gene Ontology annotation, cellular component: nucleus. NCBI's taxonomy places the organism in Eukaryota, Metazoa, Chordata, Actinopteri, Perciformes, Percidae. The transcript has 4 exons. The record is from RefSeq and is a predicted model, not a curated record.